Molecule: messenger RNA, 803 nt
Organism: Exophiala oligosperma
Lineage: Eukaryota; Fungi; Ascomycota; Eurotiomycetes; Chaetothyriales; Herpotrichiellaceae
Exons: 3
Coding region: 81-401 (106 amino acids)
Biological process (GO): mitochondrial respiratory chain complex I assembly
Source: RefSeq, a predicted model, not a curated record
GUUCAACCCAUUGUGACAACAACGAGCACCAAUUCUCCUCCCGUGCAUGAUUGAAGCAAAGCACGAAUUCAUCUGUCAACAUGGCGUCUGGCUACGGCUUGACUGGUGGUGUCUCACGAUGCUUUCCCUUCUGGCAAGAAUACAUGUCAUGCUAUGUGAUCAAUCAGAAUGAUCCCGAAGCGAGGAAACAGGGUGUCUGUGCGCCGCGAUUAGAAGAUUAUUACGAAUGCCUACACCACAAGAAAGAGUAUGCACGCGCAAUGGCGAUUCAAAUAGCGCUCCGGAAAGCCCAAGCAGCAAGCCCUCGAGAGAAUGCACCCAAGGUCGGGCAGAUACAGAGUCUUGGUUUAAUCGGCAAGGAGGACGAAACAAAGGCUAUACUACAACCCAAUGCAUCAUGAACAGAAGGGUAAUACUCUGGAUGGGAUCGAUCCCGGGGCGAAUGGCAAUUGUCGUGGAGUAGAGAAAAGACUACGAUAUGUACAUAUGGAACAACGGGCAGGCGAACAAAUGAACAAGAAAUUAUGCAUCAAUGGGAUGGGCGCGAUGAUAACGCAGCCUGCUAGGCAUCACCUAUCAGUGCACAAGGGCAGAGCAAAGUCUUUCUCCCCUUCAAUAGGCCCAGGUCUCGACUAGCGACAUCUACUGCCAUCACGGAACUACCUGGAUCAGACGAUUUCUUGUUUGGGCAUCGAUCUCUACGAAGGGUGACGAGGCCAUGUGUCAUAAUCGUCUGUAUCUGAUCAAGUUUCCAGGGUAGCAUUCUAAAGGAUUUAUCGCAUCAUACUUGAAACAUGAUGGCC